Molecule: messenger RNA, 2457 nt
Organism: Desarmillaria tabescens
Lineage: Eukaryota; Fungi; Basidiomycota; Agaricomycetes; Agaricales; Physalacriaceae
Exons: 10
Coding region: 29-2077 (682 amino acids)
Biological process (GO): autophagosome assembly; C-terminal protein lipidation; protein modification by small protein conjugation
Cellular component (GO): phagophore assembly site; cytoplasm
Molecular function (GO): Atg12 activating enzyme activity; Atg8 activating enzyme activity
Source: RefSeq, a predicted model, not a curated record
GCUACCACCACCACCACCGACAUUACCAAUGCCUCCUGCAAUCGUCCAGUUCACCCCAUUUCCAUCUCUUUCUCAUCCCUCCUUCUGGCACAAGCUCACUCAGCUCAAGCUCGAUGUUCUUAAACUGUCCGAUGUCCAGGUCGAGAUCACUGGCUCCUACGGCGUAGGUCGCCUCAUCAAAGACAGAGAGGCUGGUGCAUGGAUCAGUGUUAACGCGAAUCUCGCAGUUGAGGAAGAGAGUUUCACCGAUAUCAAGAUACCCGCAGGCUCCGUAGCUGCCAGAGGAAUUCUCAAGAACUAUAAUACCAUAGAAGAGUUCAAGGCCGCAGAUAAGACGAAACUCUUCAACGAAUGCGCAGACAAGAUUUGGGACUCCAUAGUGACAAACAAGGAUACCUCUGAGCUCAAUUCGUUUCUGGUCAUAACGUAUGCCGACCUUAAGAAGUACAAGUACUACUACUGGUUCGCUUUCCCUGCUUUCGUCGCGUCACCCGCAUGGCACAUCACUGAACGCGGUUGGGUUCCCGCUAUCCAGGCUGGCUUCAGUGAAGCGCAGAUGACCUCGAUUCACGAUCAACUCUCCGAAAAUCAGCCUGCGUUAGCAUUCUUUGUUGUCCUCAUCUCCCCCAGCGCUUCUACAGAAGUGACAGUCUCUCCGAUUGAUGCUUAUGUCCCGGGUGCUACUGUUGGUUUCAUCGAUCCGUCGGCGCAGCCUCAGAACCCGGGAUGGCCAUUGAGAAAUUUGUUGACAUACCUCAGAUACUCGUGUCCGGAUUCUACGUCUUCUUUGGACAUCCUUUCGUGGCGAGACGCCGAGAUCCCUCGGGAAGGUUGGAAGAGUCGCGUCGGGAGUCUGAUGGUUGGCGACGGCGAUCUAAACAAAACGGUGGCAGCCCCCAAAGCUAGGCCGAGUGCUGUCGGCUGGGAAAAGAACGUUCAAGGGAAGUUGGGUCCCCGUGUGGCGGAUCUCGCGCCCAUGAUGGACCCUACAAGGCUAGCAAAUCAAGCAGUAGAUCUCAAUCUCAAGUUAAUGCGCUGGCGUAUUGUUCCAUCUUUGGACCUGGACAGGAUCGCAGCGACGAGGUGUCUCUUGCUCGGUGCCGGGACACUAGGAUGUUAUGUUGCAAGGUGUCUGAUGGGAUGGGGAGUUCGCACAAUCACGCUUGUUGAUUCGGCGCGCGUGUCAUUUUCGAAUCCUGUCAGACAACCAUUGUUCCAAUUCAACGACUGUUUGAAUGGAGGAAGACCUAAGGCAGAGUGUGCUGCGGAAAGAUUACAGGAAGUAUGGCCUGGUCUGAAUGCUUCUGGCUAUACCCUCUCUAUUCCAAUGCCUGGGCAUCCUAUACCAGCAUCUCCCUCCAUCUCUGAGCAGGUCAAACAGGAUGUGGAGAAGUUAGAAAAGCUGAUUGAAGAACAUGAUGUUGUUUAUCUACUCAUGGAUUCAAGAGAGAGUCGUUGGUUACCUACAGUCAUUGCACGAUCAAAGGGCAAGCUGGUUAUGAAUGCUGCUUUAGGAUUUGACACUUUCCUGGUAAUGAGACAUGGGACAAGGCAGACAACAGAUGAUAACCCCAGAUUGGGAUGCUACUAUUGUAAUGACAUUGUUGCACCUGCUGAUUCAUUGACAGAUCGCACAUUGGAUCAGAUGUGUACAGUAACACGUCCAGGGCUUGCAUCUAUUGCUGCUUCCACUGCUGUUGAAUUGAUGAUAAGUGUUUUACAACAUCCAAAAGGGAUACAUGCUCCUGCUCCACCACUAUCAUCAAAUUAUACAGAUAUGGUGGAUAGUAAUGAGGAGACAAGUGCUCUUGGCUUGGUUCCACAUCAACUUCGUGGUUAUCUUGCUCAAUUCCGUAAUAUGCAUAUUGUUGGUGCUGCAUAUGAUAAAUGUACUGGUUGUAGUGAAACUGUGGUAAAUGCAUAUGAAACAGAAGGCUUUUCAAUGCUUCUUAAUGCUUUCAAUGAUUCAAAGUACUUGGAAAGAUUGACAGGGCUAGAUAAACUAUUUGAUGAAGGUGAAAAGGCAUUACAAGAUGUAGAAUGGAUAGAAGAUGAGGAUAAGGAUAAUGAUUUUUAAUCUAAAUAAUUGUCUAUUAUAAAUGUUCUUUUUCAUCUAAUUAUACAAGUGCAAAAAUACCAGAAAUCUAUAUUAGAUAGAGACUUUUAUGAUUGUAUAUCUGGUGUAAGGAAUAUCUAUCUAGGUAGUAUUUUCUGCAUUUCUCUUCCCUUCAAUCCCAAUGGGUAUAGGCUUGUAUUAUAUAAUUUGGUAGUUUUUGGAUGCCUGUAGAGCUCUGCAAUGGAUGUCUUCUUAUCCAUCAUCUAUGCACAGCACAUAUUCUUCUGCCUCUAAUAUUGAGAGAGAUGGUAAGAGUAAAUACUUCCUGCUAGAGAAAAGAUAUUCCUAGCUUUUGUGCAUCUUUCCUGAUAUUCAAGUCCUUGCUUUUGAGCCCCAAGUGC